AUGACUUUUUCCAUUGCCUUUCAAUUAGGAGCUUCUUCCUCCUCUUCAUCUCCUUCCAUUUUUCAAUGGAAUCAUGAUGUAUUCUUGAGCUUUAAAGGUAAAGAUGUUCGUCACAACUUUAUUUCUCAUCUAAAUCGUGCUUUGCGUCAAAGUGGAAUCAAGACUUACAUGGAUGGCAUCGACCUUGAAAGACGAGAACAAAUUUCAUCAGAACUUUUCAAAGCUAUUGAAGAGUCACAAAUUUCAAUCAUUGUAUUCUAUAAAAACUAUGUAGAAUCUAGAUGGUGCUUAGACGAGCUAUUGAAGAUUCUUGAAUGUAAGAAAGUAAUGAAACAAAUUGUUUUACCGAUAUUCUAUAAGGAAGCUUUAGAAGAAGUAGCCAAUUUGUCUGGUUUGGAAUAUUUAGCCAUCCGGUUUUCACAAAAAUAUGUCAAUACACUCAUUUUUCCUCAACAAAAACAAGUGGGAGGUCUUAUUCAGCUACAAAAUACACUUCUUUCAGAGAUCUUAGGAACAAGAUUGGAUAUUAAUGAUGUUGAUAGAGGAAUCGGUGUAAUUUGGCAUAGACUUCAAUCUAAAAUGAUUCUACUCAUUCUUGAUGAUGUGGAUGAAAUGGUCCAACUAGAAAAAUUAGCUGGAAAUCGUGCUUGGCUUGGUUCAGGAAGUAGAGUCAUCAUAACAACAAGAGAUCAACAUUUACUAGAUAACUCUAAAGUUGAUUUAAAAUACGAGGUGAGGACUUUGAAUGUCAAUAAAGCUCUUCAACUGUUUAGCUUGUAUGCUUUCGAGAAAAACGAACCAUUGAAGGAUUUUGUUGAUCUCUCCAAACAAGUAACAAACUAUGCUCAGGGUCUUCCACUAGCUUCAACAGUGCUAGGUUCGGAUCUAAAAGGCCGAAGUAUACAUCAAUGGAAAAGUACAUUGGACAAGUAUAAAAGCAUUCCCAACCAAAACAUUCAGAGAAUACUUUGA
This is a messenger RNA of Carya illinoinensis, 972 nucleotides long. RefSeq names its product disease resistance protein RPV1-like. The record is from RefSeq and is a predicted model, not a curated record. Lineage: Eukaryota; Viridiplantae; Streptophyta; Magnoliopsida; Fagales; Juglandaceae. Gene Ontology annotation, molecular function: ADP binding. The transcript is spliced from 3 exons. The coding region runs from base 1 to 972 and encodes 323 amino acids. Gene Ontology annotation, biological process: signal transduction; defense response.